Molecule: messenger RNA, 449 nt
Organism: Ananas comosus (pineapple)
Lineage: Eukaryota; Viridiplantae; Streptophyta; Magnoliopsida; Poales; Bromeliaceae
Exons: 1
Coding region: 24-239 (71 amino acids)
Source: RefSeq, a predicted model, not a curated record
UGAAGCUGCACACAUACACAACAAUGGGUCUUGUGAUUGUACUCUCCCUUCCUCUUAUCCUCUUCACUAUUUUGCUCGGAUUCGGAUGCUACUUCCUCGGAAAGGCGAGGGGGCGCGAGGAGGCGCGGACGGGGGUCGGCUCGCAGAUCUACGGCGUCCCGCAGCCUCCGCCGGGCUCCGCGGAUUCGUCUCCUGCAUCUCACAUAAAGAAGCAAGGGCAUGGGCCAGAUCAUGUUUGAGAUCGAAAUGAGUUAAGGAGAGGAAAAUGUUUAGUUUGUUUUAAUUAUUUGGUAAUCUUUUCUAAAUAGUUAGUUGUUUGGUUUGUUUGGUAAUGUGUGAGACAUGUUAAUUGGUUUGGCACAUUUUAUAGAGGGUGGAGUGGAAUUUUGUAUUUGUUCAUAUGUUGAAUAAAUUGGUCUUGUUAUUAAAGAGAAUUUUGAUCUUUUUAA